AUGAAUAUAAAGUUAAUUCAAUACUAAAUUGUUUUGCUUCUACAACAGUUUGAAUCUCAUGUUUCAUAACUUUAUCAAAUCCAAUGGAAAUUAGGUUUAUUUAAAUCCUUAUUUAGAUAAUACUGUUAUUAAUAUCCCUUUAACAAAUGAUGCCUUUGAUUAACCAUUUUGUGCACAAUCAAAUUUCAUUUUAGAUCAAAAUAGGAAUUUUGAAGAAAAGAAUACAACAAUUACAUUUAGAUUAAAUGAAGAUAUAUAAAAGGAAUACAAAAUUAAUUUAAGUAAAUACCUUAACUCAAAAUUAAGAUGUAUAAUCAAAUAUUUAAAAUAGAGAUUAAUGAUGUUUUAUUUAUAAAUGACAAUACACAAUUACAGAUAUUUUGGAAAUUUCAAAAACUCUAUGAAAUAGAUUUAGGGUAUUUACACUAAUUAUUCUACUAGAAAUAAUUAGGAAUAGAAACUCAAUUUUAGCCCAUCAAAUAUCCAAAAAUAAUCUGAAGUAAUUCCUAAAGUCUCUGUUUCUUCUAUUCCUUUUAUUGAUCAAAAAAAUAAUGAACAAACUACUAAAAUUUUAAAAUAAUCUAUCGAAUUAAAUGAUCCUAUAAUCAUAAAAUUAAAUGCUGAAAAUAAAAAAUUAAAAGCUUAUGUUAUAGAUUUAAAACGAUAAAUUGAUUCUCUUACUUCAUAAAAACCAAUCUUUAUUUAAGCAGAAUUUGAAGGCUUUCUUAGAGAAUAUCAAAUGGAAAAUGAGAAAUUAAGAAAGUUAUUGAAAUUGUAAGUUCAAAAAAGUUAAUCUUUAUAAGAAGAAUUAAAUAUUCUUAAUUCUUAGUAUAUCUAAAAUACUUUAAGAUUUUAAUAACACAUUAGGCAAUUAGAAGAUAGAUUUUAAGAAAUCUUAAUCAAUUGCCAAAAUUAUAAUGAAACUAUAAAUAAUUUUCAAUAAUCAGCCCUUGAAGAUCACUAAAAAUUAGAAGAUUUAGAUAAUAAAGAAUUCUAAAGAUAAAUAGAAUUAAAGAAAUUAUUGAAAGGUAAAAUAAUCAAUCAGAUCUCAGAAAAUGAAAAUAUUCAAUAGAAAACUGAAGCAAAUCAUUUAUCUAGUUAAGAUGUUUAUGAAUAAUAAAAUAUAAGAUAAUAAACUUAAGAAAUUUAUCACUUGUUAGAUAAUGACUGA
Molecule: messenger RNA, 1171 nt
Organism: Paramecium sonneborni
Lineage: Eukaryota; Ciliophora; Oligohymenophorea; Peniculida; Parameciidae
Source: the annotation of a GenBank genome assembly